This is a messenger RNA of Colletotrichum truncatum, 684 nucleotides long. RefSeq lists its product as uncharacterized. NCBI's taxonomy places the organism in Eukaryota, Fungi, Ascomycota, Sordariomycetes, Glomerellales, Glomerellaceae. The record is from RefSeq and is a predicted model, not a curated record.
AUGAGCUUGGAAGAGCACGAAGAAGCGUUAUAUCUAACAACAGCGGCGAAAAUGCAGCAGUUUGGACUCGAUAGCAUCAUCCAGGAGCAGGUCAGCAGCUGUGUCCCUAGAUCAUAUGUGCAUGCAGAGCUAUUGGUGCACGAAUAUUACCGGCUGCACAGGGACAAACAUCAGAUCAAGAAAUUCUGGAACGAUUGGAAAUAUAUCGGAAGCAACAAACCUACUUGUCGGCUAUGCCAGCACUACAUCAACGCAACCCCGGAACAGGUUUCGGUCAGUAACUCGCACCGCAAGCUCUAUCUGGACUGUCAACUUCCGACAAUCUUUGAGAACCAUGGAUCUGCCAAUGUUAGCUUGGCAAACUUCACUAUUCUGAGUCAAGUAACUGAAAGUGUUCGGAACGAUUUGAAGAGAGCGUUGGAUAAGUGCCUGUCGACAAGAAAGAAUGAACUCAAGACCCACUUCACAUGGCCGUUGCACUACAGGUCCGGCGCCAAUGACCCCGCCAAUCUAAAUGAUGCUGUGCCCAGGGUGCCUAGAGUUCUGGUCAGGCGUCACCCUAGAAACCAGGUACAGAAUAUGGCAGCCAGGGAUGGCGGGAGCGGUAUGGUUGGGAAGUUUGAGGCGGACAUGGCUGAUGAUGAUGAAAACGGAGGUGUCAGGGUGUCAUCCGCGUAUUAUUGA